This is a messenger RNA of Parathielavia appendiculata, 1932 nucleotides long. Its product is annotated as kinase-like protein. The transcript is spliced from 4 exons. Bases 1 to 1932 code for a protein of 643 amino acids. Gene Ontology annotation, molecular function: protein serine/threonine kinase activity; ATP binding. The record is from RefSeq and is a predicted model, not a curated record. Gene Ontology annotation, biological process: intracellular signal transduction; peptidyl-serine phosphorylation. Lineage: Eukaryota; Fungi; Ascomycota; Sordariomycetes; Sordariales; Chaetomiaceae.
AUGGACAACCAGGGCAACCGCCUGUACCUCAACUUUGGGAACAACAACGACCGACUGGCUGCAACCGACCGCAGUACGUAUCCCACCACGCCGUCCACCUUUCCUCAGCCUGUCUUCCAGGGCCAGUCAGCGAACCCAGGCGGCGCCCAGCAGCCUCAGGCCCACCAGCAGGGCUACACGUCGGCCGGCUACUUCCAGCCCUCGGCAAACCACUUUGGUGCUCAGUACCCGUCGCAGCUCGCACCCCAGGCUUCCGAUUACAGCUCUGCCGGUCAGGGCUACGGACAGGCCCGGUCGACCACUCCCGGCGCCAACAACGACCCCAACACGGGGCUCGCCCACCAGUUCUCCCACCAGAACCUGGGCGGCGCCGGCCGAGCAUCCCCGUAUGGCGCCCGCGGCGCCUCCCCAGGCCAACGCCCCCGGACAGCCGGUGCCCAGGGCCAGCAGGCUGGCUACUCCAGUUACCUGAACGCGCCGCCCAUGCCCACCCAGACUGCCCAGGCUGACUACUUUGCUCCCGCCCCUGAGAGGAACCCGGACAAGUAUGGCCCAAAUGCAAACAACAAUCAGAAAAAGUGUUCCCAGUUGGCCUCGGAUUUCUUUAAGGAUAGUGUCAAGAGAGCUCGCGAGCGGAACCAGAGGCAGAGCGAAUUGGAGCAGAAGCUGGCCGAGACCACCGACCCUCGCCGCCGGGAAUCGAUCUGGGCUACGGGAGGCCGCAGGGAAGGCUCGUACCUGCGCUUCCUGCGAACCAAGGACAAGCCCGAGAACUACAACACCAUCAAGAUCAUCGGCAAGGGCGCCUUUGGCGAGGUCAAGUUAGUGCAAAAGAAGUCGGACGGCAAGGUGUACGCCAUGAAGUCGCUGAUCAAGACGGAGAUGUUCAAGAAGGACCAGCUCGCCCACGUCCGCGCAGAGCGCGACAUUCUUGCAGAGUCCGACAGCCCUUGGGUCGUCAAGCUGUAUACGACCUUCCAGGACGCCAAUUUCCUGUACAUGCUGAUGGAGUUCUUGCCUGGCGGAGAUCUCAUGACCAUGUUGAUCAAGUACGAGAUCUUUUCGGAAGAUAUCACCCGGUUCUACAUUGCCGAGAUUGUCUUGGCCAUUGAGGCAGUCCAUAAGUUGGGCUUCAUUCACAGAGAUAUCAAGCCGGAUAACAUCCUCCUCGACCGCGGCGGCCACGUUAAGCUGACCGAUUUUGGUCUCUCAACCGGCUUCCACAAGCUGCACGACAACAACUACUACCAGCAGCUCCUGCAGGGCAAGUCGAACAAGCCGCGCGACAACCGGAACUCGAUCGCCAUUGACCAGAUCAACCUGACCGUCAGCAACCGGUCUCAGAUCAACGACUGGAGGCGGUCGAGGAGACUGAUGGCUUACUCGACCGUCGGCACACCCGACUACAUUGCGCCGGAAAUUUUCACUGGACACGGCUACUCGUUUGACUGCGACUGGUGGUCGCUGGGAACCAUCAUGUUCGAGUGUCUGGUCGGCUGGCCGCCUUUCUGCGCCGAGGACAGCCACGACACGUACCGCAAGAUUGUCAACUGGAGACAGUCGCUUUACUUCCCGGACGAUAUCCAGCUGGGCGUGGAAGCCGAGAACCUGAUUCGGAGUCUAAUCUGCAACUCGGAGAAUCGGCUCGGCCGGGGCGGCGCGCACGAGAUCAAGAACCACGCCUUCUUCCGCGGCGUCGAGUUCGACAGCCUGCGCCGGAUCCGCGCGCCCUUUGAGCCACGCCUCACGUCCAACAUCGACACGACCUACUUCCCCACCGACGAGAUCGACCAAACGGACAAUGCCACGCUGCUCAAGGCCGCCCAGGCCCGCAACGGCGCCGGCGGCGCGUCGCCGCAGGAGGAGAGCCCCGAGAUGAGCCUGCCGUUUAUCGGGUACACGUUCAAGCGGUUUGACAAUAACUUUCGGUGA